This is a messenger RNA of Mandrillus leucophaeus (drill), 1059 nucleotides long. RefSeq names its product olfactory receptor 4A5-like. Gene Ontology annotation, cellular component: membrane. The transcript has a single exon. Gene Ontology annotation, biological process: G protein-coupled receptor signaling pathway. Gene Ontology annotation, molecular function: olfactory receptor activity; G protein-coupled receptor activity. The coding region runs from base 48 to 995 and encodes 315 amino acids. Lineage: Eukaryota; Metazoa; Chordata; Mammalia; Primates; Cercopithecidae. The record is from RefSeq and is a predicted model, not a curated record.
UGUUCUCCUGAGCUCUCACCUCUGAUAUAAGCCUGGAAGAAGAGUAAAUGAGACAGAAUAACACUAUUACAGAAUUUGUCCUACUUGGCUUUUCUCAGGAUCCUGGUGUGCAAAAGGCAUUAUUUGUCACAUUUUUACUCACAUACUUCAUGACAAUGGUGGGGAACCUACUCAUUGUGGUGACUAUUAUUUCCAGCCCUUCCUUGGGCUCCCCAAUGUACUUCCUCCUUGCCUGCCUGUCACUUAUAGAUGCUGUAUAUUCCACUACCAUUUCUCCUAAGUUGAUUGUGGACUUAUUCUGUGACAAAAAGACUAUUUCCUUCCCAGCUUGCAUGGGCCAGCUAUUUAUAGGCCACUUGUUUGGUGGUGCUGAGAUCUUCCUUCUGGUGGUGAUGGCCUAUGAUUGCUAUGUGGCCAUCUGUAAGCCACUGCACUAUUUGACCAUCAUGAAUCGACAGGUUUGCAUCCUUCUGUUGAUGGCGGCUGUGGCUGGAGGUUUUGUGCAUUCUGUGUUUCAAAUUGUUGUUGUGUACAGUCUCCCUUUCUGUAGCCCCAAUGUCAUUGACCACUUUGUCUGUGAUAUGUACCCAUUAUUGGAACUGGCGUGCACUGACACCUACUUUAUAGGCCUCACUGUUGUUGUCAAUGGUGGAGCAAUGUGUAUGGCCAUCUUCAUCAUUCUAUUAAUAUCCUAUGGAAUCAUCCUAAACUCUCUUAAAACUUACAGUCAGGAAGGGAGGCGUAAAGCCCUGUCUACCUGCAGCUCCCACAUCACCGUGGUUGUCCUCUUUUUUGUUCCCUGUAUUUUCAUGUAUGUUAGACCUGUUUCAACCUUUCCUAUUGAUAAACUCAUGACUGUUUUUUAUACAGUUAUCACACCCAUGUUGAAUCCUUUAAUAUACACGCUGAGAAAUUCAGAGAUGAGAAAUGCUAUAGAAAAACUCUUGGGUAAAAAGUUAACUAUAUUUAGAAUAAGAGUGUCCCUCCUCGUGUAGAUAAGGAGGUAUGUAGUCAAGGUCUUCCCAGUCAAGUUUUCAGAUUUCUAAGGGCAUGUCAAGC